UGCGUGCAAACAAAAUAUUCUGUGUCGGUAGUGUUUCCGUUCUUGCCUGGGUAGCCAAAUAGCUUAUUCCUCAGAACCCCAUGAUCUAACCCCGCAAAAAUGGCUCGACGCAGUCACACGACGGAUCUCGGCUCCAUAGCCUGCGACGACCUGACCGACCUCGGCGCCGGGAAGGAAGGCUGGCUCGUCGAGAACCCUAACCUCCUGACCGCACUCGACACGCACUCCAUCGCCCUCGCCAACCGCUCCACCGUCCUCGUCAUCGAAUUCUCCGACGGGGCCGAUCCGUCGGGGGCCUCCCGGGUCAAGAUCCGGCCCACCCUGUCCCCGAUCGAGGCCGAGUCCAUCUCCGCGAUCGAAUGGCUGGUGUUCGACGACGUUCGAGUGCUCGCGAUCGGGACCUCGUGCGGGUACUUGUUGAUUUACUCUCUCCGGGGGCAUCUUAUACAUAAGCAGAUUGUAAAUACUGGACGAAUUAUUAAGCUAAGAGUCCGUGGCACCAAGAGAGAUCUCACGCAAGAUACAUCAUCAGAGGAGAUUUGUGUUGUAAUGCCUGGUGUGAUUGCUCGUUUUGAUGGAUCUGACAUCCAGAGUAUACUGCAGCGGUGGUUUCAAGAAUCACACACUCAGUUUUGGGAUCACAAGAGAGAUCCAGAUGAUUCUGGAAGUUCCUUUGGAAGACUGCCUUACCAGCUAUGGAAUGUUAACAAGUAUGGGUCAUGUGCUGAUGCAGCAGUAACUGGCAUCAUGCCUCCUCCACUAAUGGAAGUGCAGUCAAGUCAACGUUAUUUUUGUGCAAUCACUAUUGGGGAUGAUGCUGUGAUUUCAGCAUUCAGACUUUCAGAGGACCGAAGCAGAUCUUUAGUUGGAGCUAUUCUGUCUAAAGUUGUACCUGCAACAUUUUCGACAAUAGCCUCUUUUUCUAAAAUGAUAUGGCGAAGUGAACAAAAGUCCGCAAAUAAGCCUGAAGCAAAGCCCCAAUCAUUUGCUCGAGCUUCUCCUCUCACAUGUUUUAAGGAUCACCCAAGGAAGGGUGAGAAGCUCACCUUGUCACCUAGUGGUACAUUGGCAGCAAUAACUGAUUCACUUGGCCGUAUACUGCUUUUAGACACUCAGGCUCUGGUUGUAGUGCGGCUAUGGAAGGGGUAUCGUGAAGCUAGUUGCUUAUUUAUGGAAAUGCUCGUCAAUAAAGAUAAGGCAUCAUCAAGUUCUUCUUACUAUGAACAUGUGAAAAGUGAUUAUUGCCUCUGCUUAGCAAUUCAUGCACCUCGCAAAGGGAUAAUUGAGGUUUGGCAGAUGAGGACAGGACCCCGACUUCUCACGAUUCCAUGUUCCAAAGGGAGCAAAAUACUGCAACCCACCUACAGAUUUGGGUCGUCAUCCGAGUCUGCUUCAUCCUACAUACCUUUGGAACUUUUUGUGUUGAAUGGGGACUCAGGUCAAUUAUCAGUUGUAAAUCGAUUGCUUAAUUGAAUUUAUCUAUUCUUUUAGAACAUUCCCCCCCGCAUCAAGAGAACCAUGAAAUUUCUGCUGAAUUUCCAUUUGACCU
Rhododendron vialii is the source of this 1549-nucleotide messenger RNA. RefSeq lists its product as uncharacterized. Gene Ontology annotation, molecular function: protein binding. The coding region runs from base 100 to 1473 and encodes 457 amino acids. Lineage: Eukaryota; Viridiplantae; Streptophyta; Magnoliopsida; Ericales; Ericaceae. The record is from RefSeq and is a predicted model, not a curated record. The transcript is spliced from 8 exons. Gene Ontology annotation, biological process: regulation of GTPase activity.